Messenger RNA from Rhineura floridana, 3527 nucleotides. RefSeq names its product calponin 1 (gene CNN1). The record is from RefSeq and is a predicted model, not a curated record. Gene Ontology annotation, cellular component: endoplasmic reticulum; membrane. Lineage: Eukaryota; Metazoa; Chordata; Lepidosauria; Squamata; Rhineuridae. The coding region runs from base 408 to 1307 and encodes 299 amino acids. Gene Ontology annotation, biological process: lipid homeostasis; actomyosin structure organization. The transcript has 9 exons. Gene Ontology annotation, molecular function: actin binding.
GGGAGACCCUUGGCUCGUCAAGCUGAAUAUAGCUGUCACCUGUGGCUACUUGCUCUAUGAAUUGCAGUCCAUUGGGAACCACAGCUGUGCAAGCGGCACUGAAGUGAACAAGACUUCAGCAACAGCUAGAUUCCAAGAACAUCAAGAAAUAUUCCUGGUGGGGUGCACCCUACAACAGCACUCAAGAGAAAGAGAAUCAUUAGGCUGACAUCAGAAUCCCUGGCAGGUGGCGAUUGGCCAUGCUGUCUGACCAAUGGAAGAACUCCCCCUUGGAUUGGAGGAGGGGGAGAGCCUGAGAGCAAAGAGUUUUUAAAAGUUGCAAGGAAAGCAGUGCAGAGACAGAUGCGACGUGCACCAAGAAAGCAUCAAACCACACACACAAAACAGCAACACAGCACGUGUGCAACAUGUCUGCGACACACUUCAACAGGGGCCCAGCCUAUGGCAUGUCAGCUGAAGUCAAGAAUAAGCUAGCGCAAAAAUAUGAUCCCCAGCGGGAGCAUGAGCUGCGGAUAUGGAUUGAGGAGGUGACAGGGAGGCGCAUUGGAGACAACUUCAUGGAAAGCCUGAAAGAUGGAGUCAUCCUGUGCGACCUUAUUAACAAACUCCAGCCUGGAUCUGUGAGGAAGGUGAAUGAGUCCACACAGAACUGGCACCAGCUGGAGAACAUUGGCAACUUCAUUAAGGCAAUCACAAAAUACGGAGUGAAGCCCCACGACAUCUUUGAAGCCAAUGACCUCUUUGAGAACACAAACCACACCCAGGUCCAGUCUACUCUGAUUGCUCUGGCUAGCAUGGCCAAGACAAAAGGCAACAAGGUGAAUGUGGGGGUGAAAUAUGCAGAGAAACAACAGCGUAAAUUCCUGCCUGAAAAGCUGAAAGAAGGACGGAACAUCAUUGGAUUGCAGAUGGGCACCAACAAGUUUGCUAGCCAGCAGGGCAUGACAGCCUAUGGUACACGCCGGCACCUCUAUGAUCCUAAGCUGGGCACAGACCAACCUUUAGAUCAAGCCACAAUUAGCCUACAGAUGGGAACCAACAAAGGGGCUAGCCAGGCAGGCAUGACAGCUCCUGGAACCAAGCGGCAGAUUUUUGAUCCCACCCUGGGCAUGGAGCACUGCGACACCCAGAACAUCUCUUUGCAGAUGGGCAGCAACAAAGGAGCCUCACAGCAGGGCAUGACUGUGUAUGGGCUGCCGCGGCAGGUCUACGACUCCAAAUACUGCCUGACGCCGACCUAUGCCAUCAUUGGGGAGGACGAGGACCAGUACAACCACAGCCAUCAUAACUUCUACAACUCAGAAUAGCUAGCAGGAAUCAUGGGACAGAUACAGAACAGAGACACCAACACCACAGAGGGCACUUCCCAAACAGAAGAUCCACCAUCAAGUGGCUAUUUUAAUCUGGGAACGCAAGAAAAUCCAGACUCCCCCAAAGCCUCCACCACUGAGCCUUAAAGCUUCACCUUGAUACCUUUCACGCUUUAUUUAAUGUAUCAAAUACUACCACUACCUUUAAGCAUGCAGCUCAAACUCUUCAGGUUAAAUGUUACAGCAAAAAUCCAGUGGGUUGGGAGAAGUAGAGAGAAUCAGCUUGCUUGAUUUCUCUCUCCUCUGAACAAGAGCCAUGCCUCCCAUCAGAGUCAUUGCUUCCUUGUGGCUUAUGCCAGGUGCUGCUACUCCUGCUUUGGGACAAGGCAGAAGCGGGCUAUGGAAGGUACAGCUUCUGUUGGUGAAUGCACUGGCUACUGCACUCCAUUUUGUACAGUCAGUGACAGAAAUUGCUCUGGUACAAGCCCUAUCAUCUAGCUUGCUCUGUCUCCAAGCAGUUUGGGGUAAAUUUGGCAAGCUCCCCAUCUGCCUAUUUUCUGAGGGGUUCCAGGCAUUUCUGCUUCCUAAAUAUCAAUAGUUUUGAACACUGGCAAACUGAAUCAGCCAUUGGGUUCCUGAAAAUGAAACGAGGUAGAGUAUGUGUACUGCGGAGGGAGAUUGUGGAAGGUGGUUGGACACAUCUAACCAGACAGGGUAUGUUCCAAAGAUCUGAAGUUAUCCCAAGAUUAAUGUGACAGAUCAUUUAGUGAGGGUGACAGACAGACACAUGCAAUUGUAAACCAAGGCUGUUCAUCUUCUACAUUUUCAGGAAGAUUCUGGAAAACAAAUUACUAGAUUAUCAAGAAUCUAGUCUUCACUAAAGAAGUUUCUAGUCCUCAUGGGCUCUACUGAGCUCUAUAAUAUGUAAGCAGCUUCCACAAAAAACUCUAGUGUUUGGUAAUAGAACUUCUUGGCAAUGCAUGGGAAUUUAUCCCUUCCUCCAUUUGACUGCCUCUCAUUUACCAAUAGUUCUCCCGUCAAGUAAGCCACUUCCUUGCCACCAACCUCAUUUGUCUCCAGCACAUAUACACAGUUUUAUAGUAAAUAAUGGAAAUCAACCAACUCCAUGCAAAGCAAGCAUAUAGUCUGGGGAAGAAAUGUAAAGUUCCUGAGGUACAGAACAUGAAUAGCCCUCAAUAAGGCUAGCAGUGCGGUAUGACUAAUUUUUGUUUAAAAUGUUUCGAUUAACAUUCACAUGCCUCAAAUGAAGACAAUCACCUGCUGUAAAGCUAAACCUGCAGUUUUGAGAUCAGGAUCGUGAGUCUAAGCACAUGUAGGCUAAAGUCAAUCACAGUGAAUUUACCUACACAUCUAAGUUGGGCUUAGGAUAGGACUAUCAUUCAAUUAAAGACUGCAUAAUUGAUUAAUUGUAUGGGCUUUGAUGAAAUCUACAUAAACUUGCAUGCAUCCCAAUAGCCCUGAAGAACAAAGCAUUAGCUGUUUGUAGUUGAGGCCUCCCUGUGUCAAAGCAAGGGCCAUCUCAGAAGCAGCAUCUGCUCCUCUGUGAGGGCAGAAUAUUCUUAUAAGAAGGCACCCGCUGUCACCCAUGGAUUUGUAAUUAUAUUAAAAAUGUGUUUUUUUUUAAGAAUACAUCUAGCUGAUCAAAACAUUUGAUUAAUCAAUUAAAUUAAUUGUCUAAACACUGUAGCCUCAGUUUAGGUUUGCUGUGUUUAUGUAUGUGCAUGUCAUCAUCUGUGUCUAUUUAGAACAAGAAUGGCCGGCUUCACUAACACUGUAUCGCCGUGUUGUCUGAUGGCAAAUCUAGAGCUAGAAGGGGCCGUUUGCCCAUUGAUUCUCACUGUAAUAUGUGGUGCCAGAUAUUGUUACAAACCCACAUUUGAGAAAAUUCCAACGUCUAGACUACUAAGAAGUCAGCUGUAUUGCCAAGGACAGCAGCUGCCUUUAAACCCUCUUUAAACAUAAGAACAUAAGAACAUAAGAAGAGCCUGCUGGAUCAGGCCAGUGGCCCAUCUAGUCCAGCAUCCUGUUCUCACAGUGGCCAACCAGGUCUUCUCCCUUUUCUCUCAUUGGAGUUAGAAGCGUUCUGCAUGCUGAGCAGCUAAAGACACUUUCUCCCUCAAAACAAAACAAAAAACCAACAAAUCUAAACAGAUAUAUUUGUUUGCAAUGUUCUGCUAAUGAGCACUUUUUAAUUUC